Oryzias latipes (Japanese medaka) is the source of this 5356-nucleotide messenger RNA. The record is from RefSeq and is a predicted model, not a curated record. Lineage: Eukaryota; Metazoa; Chordata; Actinopteri; Beloniformes; Adrianichthyidae.
CUGCCGUAGGCUUGCGUCAUACGUAAAUAUCGCGAGCGUUGCCGGCAGUCAGUAUUGCUAAUUUGUUUUUCAUAUCUAAAAUGGCAUUUACUUUGUAUUCUCUAAUCCAAGCAGCUAUCUUGUGCGUCAAUGCUGUGGCUGUAUUACACGAAGAAAGGUUUUUAAGUAAAAUUGGCUGGGGGGCAGAUCAAAGUGUGGGAGGAUUUGGUGAUGAACCAGGCGUCAAAGCACAGCUGAUGAAUCUCGUCCGCUCCGUAAGGACUGUGAUGAGAGUGCCACUAAUAGGGGUAAAUUCAGUCUGCAUCGUGCUGCUGCUUCUGUUUGGAUGAAAAAGAGUGGUCGAUCAAAGUGUUCUGCCGGAUGCCCAUGACCUCAGGAACCCCAGUGAAGAAACCUUUCCCGACAUCCCAUUCACUCGGAUUCGGAUCUCCUGUUUUUGAUUUAACUCGGUUAUUCUUAAAAUAACUAUACUUUCUUCCUGUAAAAAGUUAUUGGAGACAUUUUAAAUUUACAAGAUUAUAAUUGUAUUAGGACUCAAACUUAGAAUUUACUUACCAAAUGCACAAUGUUAAAUGUAAUUUUGUUGUUGGAAAAAGUCAAUAAAUUUUUUUAAAGACUUUCGCUUAUGUUACUGCUAUUUCACGAGUUCGUGUCGUUUGUCCCGGUUUGCUCACCGUAGAGGGGCGUGGUGUGGCAAGAGGAUUGACAUUGAAGUUGGAUUCUUGUGAUUGUUAAAAUGAAAAGAAAACUUUAAGGCCAUUUUUUAAACAAAUGUAACUAAAAUGAGGGGUUGCAUUAUCCUGUCGGCCUCUGCCUUUUCUGCAUGUUUCGUUUAUGUUUACAUUUACCGUUCUCACAGGUUGUUAAAAACGCACGCGCUAGCUAAUAAACUUCCCAGUUUGGUUUAUCUCUACACUAAGUACUGGAUGAGGGUUCUCACGCGGAAACCAGGGAUACUGCAAGAGACAGCCGUGACGGAGUUAGAGUACGCGGUGAAGAACUGCAGACCUAUUGACCUGCUUGACUUUCAAUCAGCCCUAACCUUGUUGUGGAUCUGAUGAUUCCAGUCUGAACAUACCGAAUGCAGGUGAUCAGCAACAACCAGGACUGGGUUAGCUGGAAAAGGCUGGAGAGGACAUUGUUCAGGAGGUUCUGCAGUGCUGCAGGUUACGGUUGGGAUUACCCCGAUGCGGAAUUCAGAGACAUCCCACUGUGCUUCCCAGAAUUCCUGUGUUCCAAACUUCUGCUGUUGUUGCUAACUGAUGAAAACUUCAGGCUCAGUCCGGCAGAAGCACAUAUUGGAAACAAAUGGGGACUCCUCCGGAUGCGUCAGAGCAUGCAGACGCUUCAGCCAGUCGAUGAGCUGAAGAAGGGUCCAUUCUCGCUGCAGGCCAGGGUUCUGGGGUAUCGGCAGACCCCUGCAGGGGUGGAGGUGGACAUCCGCCUGUCUGCCACCUCCCGUUCUGGAUCCACAGUGUGGGAAAGCGGGCUGACCUUUUUGUCUGAAAGCAGAGAUUUACCCAAGAGUAGAGACCAGAGCCAGCAGCAUCACGCAGGCCUGCUAGAUGAGCAAGCAUGCGGAAAUGAGAAGCAGGUGGAGCUCCAAGUUCCCCGGACAUCUGGCUUGCAGGGCUCAUGGUCCUUCUCUCGCUACUCCCUUCAGCAGCUGUUCUCUCUGGCAGCCAGCUUUCUCAGCCUCAGUUCAGGCACAGCUUCAAGUCUCUGGAUGCUGUCGGUCUGCUUGGCUGAAAUCGAAAAGCACAAAGGGGUAGAAGUCAUCACAUCUCCUGUCAGAGUCACUGCACACUUCAAGGAGACCCUUCUAGUGCCGGGAAAGGUAACCGUCCGGUUUUGGGAAAAAAACGAGAAUGGGGGUCGGUCUUCUGGAAAACAUCUCAGCUUCUGCAUGGAGCAACAUGGAGGCAGCUCACCCCACUUGAUCGGGUUGAUCUCAAGGCCUCAGUGCAGCUAGAAUGUCGUUUUUGUAUUUCUGUCACCACAAAGAGAUUCCAACAUUUUGUCUUAUUUCUUUUGUCCUCUUUAUAUUUUAACAACACAUUUCAAUACAAAAAUUGGUAACUUAGGACAUCAUUCUAGUAUUGAUUCAGACAUCUUUUACAGAAAGUGUUGUUUUUUUGUUUAAAAAGUAAAGUUUUCAGAAAUUAAAAAUGUGGUUUUUAUUUUUCAAACACCUGCCCACUUAAAAAAAGACACAAAAAAACCUGCAAAAUCCCAAAGAUUUAACACAUGGAGGAAGUGUUUUCCUCAUAAACUAUAACCUCCAUUUCUGCUACUGGAAACUUCUGAGUUAAUAUCAAUAAAACAGUCAUUUAUGGGUUUGAGGUUACCAACAAACAGGCAAAAAGAGUGAAAAAACCCUGACAUUUGGAUUUUAGUGUAUAGAUCAGCAGUAGUUCUCAGAUGCAGUAUAGACUAUGUUAAAGCCAAAAGCUUCAUAGACGCUAACCUCACAGCAAGUCGAGUUUCUUCAAUAAUUUAUGUCUCAAUACAACAUCUUUCUUGUAUGUGGAGGACUGCUCUUAUUCCUUUAUUUAUAGGAGAACAUCCAGUUCAUCACUGUAAGAAAAGUGGCUUUCAUGUGUCCCCACACCGCUUCCACACAAAAAAACGGAAAUUCUUAAACUCAGAGUGAGAGAUGAGUUCUGGUUCUGCAAGAAAACAGAUUACAAAUCUGCUUUUGUUGGAAAGAUAGGGUUUAGUUCUUCAGAACAGUAAAAAAAAGUGAUUUUAAAAUAGAAAAAUCCUUCUGUGACUGUCAGCAAUAUUUAAUGUCAACAGCAAUGAUAAGACUGUUACAUUAAAUGGUAUCUAACAGAAACAUGAAUGCUUUAAAUCUAUACUUGUUCAUAUAUAUUUUUUUAAAUAUAACUUGAUUUCUCUAUGUCUAAAGUUCUUUUGUUUUUUUAAUAACAUUUGCACUGUGUCUGGGAAUGCUUUUACACAUUCCCAUCAUUCUACAUUAUUCUGAUGUGAAACAACUUAAGUCCAGUAAAAGCCAGCAGAAGCGGCAUGGUGGGCGGUGUGAUUUCAGCUGGUGGAUAAUCCCUGCAGCUGUCAGCGGUUGUAGUUUGUGAGUGGAGGGGAGGAGCGGGGAGUCUUUUGUCUGAGGACGUCCAGACUGGAGGAGACGGGCUGCACAGGAGCGACGCUGUUGCUGGAUGAUCCCUGUUUCUGUGUAAUGAGACCUUUUUUUUACAGAGAGUUCAUCCGUGAAGGCCGCAGGUAAUGACCUCAUUUGAAACGUUCAAUUUAAGAGUAUUAUUGUAAAUAUGUUUCAUUUCCAUGUAUAUAUUUAUAAAUUGAGCAAAUGAUGCUUUUAAAUAAAAAUUGAAGGAUGGGACUUUUUUUUUCUAAAUAGAAAAUUGUUUCCUUUUUUUCAUUUAAGUUCUUUCUUCCUCAGUUAAAGCUGCAGAGACGAAGAGUGAUGAUGUGAUUCAAGUCACAUCCAUUUUUCAUUGGUUCUUGCUCUGUAACCAUUAAAGUUGAGCAUGUUUACCUAAGAAAAGCUAUUACACAUUUAUGGAGUCCUGAUUCUGUCUAGUCAGUGAAGUGAAACAGCAUCAUUCUCCUAAAGCUCCUUUACACAGUGAAGCACAAAACACACAGAUGCUGCAAUUGUUGUUUUUACAGGUUUUUAUGCAUUUUAUUUGGAGAAAAUAAGUUCUUUAUAUUCAAAAGUCUCCUCAGCCUUUUUACCUGAUGCGUAUGACAUUGAACUGGACUGAAGGCUUACAUUUACAAAACUGAAGUGUACGAAUAUUUCAAAAUUCUCUUUUAUUUUACUUCAAUUUUUCUUAAACUUCAUUUGAAAUUUGAAAAACUAGCAAAACCAAUUUAUUUAACUGCACAGCCAUGGCGAUUUUCCGUGACUAAACCAGGGCAGUUAAAUAAUAGACAAAACACAAAACAAUUAAGUUAUUAUCCACAUUCCACAAAUAUUCAAUUUUAAGGAUGAAACAGAUGUAGGAUAGUAGAUUUCAAGCAUGGAGGAGGAGUUAUCAUGGUUUUAAUAGGACCAGAGUUGACCCACAAAAAAAAACACAGAGUUUUAUCCAGAAGCUGAAGCUGAAGCUCUGCCAGAACUGCCUCCAGAAAAAAGGACAAGAUGGUGAAAAAAAUGGAGUGCCCAGCACAAACUCCAGACUUCUGGAGCUGCUUUCAGAUGAACUGAGGAAAAGGGUUCAAAGAACACAGCGUACAAGUUCAACUGCACAUUUACAGAAACAAGAACGUUUUUAAAGAAAGAUUCUGAAGAAAAGGUUGAUUUUCACUGAAAAGCAUUUUACAAAUGUUUUGAGCUGGGAAAUGUGCCAGUAGUAGCCAAUUUAGGUUUAGAAAACAUCUAGCUAAGUUAAUUUCAAGAUUAGUUUUUCUAGUGGUGCAGUGAGUCAUUAAACCAAACUUAACUUCAAUGAACAACAGUGUCAAACUGCCAACAUGUUAAAAUUGUUUUAGGAAAUUUUUAUAUUGAGAAGGAUUUAAGUUUCUGCCAAAUUCUUCUAAUCCUCAGUCAUUAAAAAACUGAAAGUCAGCGUGUGAAGACCUUUGGAGGCAUUUUUUUAGUUAGAGGGCAGAGAUUUAUGUUAACACAAAGUUAAUAUUUUAACAAAUGGAUCUUUACCUACCUAAACAGAAAUAAGCAGUUAUAGAAAACUGACCGAUUGAUGGUAUUUUCUAAGCGGAAAGCAUUGACGUCGGAAGUUCCUUGCACACCUGCAAGUUCACCACAAUGCUCUGAGAAAUACAACAAAAAAGAUGAACAAAACCACUUAUCCUAAACUUUUGUACCCCUUUAUUUGAUCUGGAAUGACAUUUGAGAGGUUGUUUAAAGUAAAAAUCUACAGAUCCAACCUUUCCCGUUCUUGCCUGUCUCUAGUGGCAGACUCAUCAUUUGAACUUUUAUAGUUUUUUUUUUUUACUUUCAGAAUUCUUGUUUUUAAAUCAACCCUAAUCCUUUAAAUCAGUUUUUUGAGAAAGAAGGUUUAGUCUUCUUUUUUCUCAAAGGCUCUUUUAGAUGAAAAUUUGCCUUUUUCAUCAAAGAUUUAAUCCUCAGGGAAUGCGAGUUAUUUUCUGCCUCUUUAAAAAUAGUCAUUUCGUGUAUCCAUUUACAGAAGCAGACAUGAAAUGACCGCUUGUUGUCAUGUUUGCUGUUCCAUUAUUGUUCCUAAAAAAGCCCCCUGCAACAACUAGAUCCGACCUAGUUUCUGUGUCUGUGAAGCACAUGCAUCACAGCCAUACUGGCUUUCAACGAUUUGGAGGAAAUAACCUUUUUAUUAAACAUUUUAUAAUACAAAUCAAGAGAAAUGCAAGGAAUAAUUAACUGAAUGAAGAAAAA